This is a messenger RNA of Solea solea (common sole), 9020 nucleotides long. RefSeq names its product pleckstrin and Sec7 domain containing a (gene psda). Gene Ontology annotation, biological process: regulation of ARF protein signal transduction. The transcript is spliced from 19 exons. NCBI's taxonomy places the organism in Eukaryota, Metazoa, Chordata, Actinopteri, Pleuronectiformes, Soleidae. The coding region runs from base 816 to 5924 and encodes 1702 amino acids. Gene Ontology annotation, molecular function: protein binding; guanyl-nucleotide exchange factor activity; phospholipid binding. The record is from RefSeq and is a predicted model, not a curated record.
UGAAUUAAUGACCUCAUGCAUAGAAAAAUCUCCCAUGACCCAUCUGUGGGUCCCGACCCAGUGUUUGGGAACAACUGGAUGAGAGGAAGAGCGAAGGAAAACAUAGCGGUGCUUAACAUGUGGUUUUGUUGUCUCCGUUGUUUCUGGAGAAUCACCAGGAGAAAUGCUGCAUUCCAUUUAUGUCAGAAACUCGGAAGUCCAUCUUGGACCAGAGAUCCUGACGGGAAGUGUUCGUGUGGGAGUGAAAGCACUGUCUCAGCAGCAGGGGGCGCUCCCAUCAUCUGUUUACCUGGUGUGAUGAUGUCACAGCAGGAACUCCCCUGCCCUCACUUGUGAUGUCACUGUAAGUGAUUAUCUCUGAUGUAAAUGCCCACCCCCCCAUUGGCUGAGGCAGUGGAGGAUGGGAUUGGCUGGCAGCUUGCCCUUGAGGAAGUGAGCGUGGACGUCAGCUGAUUGAUAGAGAUUGGAAUAGGAGGGGUGAAGAGGAGGAAGAGGAGGAGCCAGAGGAGGAAAAGCUGAGUCGAGUCUGUAAAUCCACGAUGAGCCGGCUCUGCUGCCGACAACAAGUGUUCACCAGAGAGAGAGAGAGAGAGAGGAUAAAACGAGGUUACUGUACAACACAGAGGGUUACCACGGCAACUCAGGAGACGUGCUGCAGCAGCGAGGACAACAGGACACACAGGUUGAAGAGAUGUUGAUCAAGUGGAGGAUGGACCUGAUAAUUUAGUCCAACUCCCAAAAGACUUUUGAUAAACAUGGCGACCAGAAGGCGGAGGGACUUUCUGUGGAAAUAACAAAGGCUCUGAGUCGCCAGCAUGUCUCAGGCAGGAAAAGUCCUCCACCUGUAUGUGGAGGUGAGGUCUGUAGCUGAUGGGGAAGAGAGGAUGCUGGAAAGAGGAGAUCAUGGAACUGGUCACCGCAUGCUUCAAUGCCCAGACAUCCUCCCUCUGUCUCAGAGGAGCUCCACCCAGUCAAGUCCAAACCACAGCCCAGAUCUUUCUCCAGUCACCCACAAUCAGCGCGAGGCUGAUUGUGGUAACCACAGUGCACCCUCUUUAAAGACCUCCUCCAGGCACUCUGUCAGUUUUCAUCUCCAAAACCCAGACACAACGGGGUGUCCUACCCAAUACCAUCGACAGAAUGUGUUGUGUGAUGACUUAGCUCAGUUACUUCAGGUAAUUUCACCUGAAAGGUCUGGUCCUGGAUCACUGGGAUGCACGCGUUCCUCUGACAUGGAUCACUACCAGGAAAGGGUGCUAAUCCCACCGUCAUCUAUCCCCUUGGGAAGGCUGUCUGUACCCUCCACACCCACCAGCAGCCGUAGAUCCUGUGAGGUCACAGGGGUGGGGAAUGAGGAGGGGAAAACAUCUGUGGUGAGCUUUGGCUAUGUAGAGAAAUCUAACGUUCACAGCAUGGGCAGCCGGAGUCCUUGUGUGUGCCAAACUGAGUCGGACAAUCCUUGUAAUAGGACAAAGGGGCAGCUGCUAAAUGCCCACCUCUGUAAAAGGCUGAGUGACCCAAUGUGGUACAAUGGCCAGUCGACACAGGGUGACCCUUUUCUUAAUCCCCCUUACCCAUCUCCACGUGAAUCGCCUCAUUUAAAGAGGGCAACUGUGGAUGCAGUAGCCAGAAAUGCCACCCGCAGGGCUGUGGAGGAGUUUGGAUCCCCACAACUCAGACGACAGUUUGCAGGCCACGGCCCAGAGACUUACAGCCCCACUCUGCCACGGCACUACCAGCCUCCACGCUGCCGGUCCUUGGGGGGUUCACCAGUCCUUCCCCGGAACACCCUUACCCUGCCACCCAAGAUCCAACUCUUGGACGUGGACAGGGGAAUGUGUCGUAAUUCAUUGAAUGGAAUACCCAGAAGUCCAGCUUUUAACCACCUCUGUGCCCACACAGGAUUCUCCUCACCCUCAAUCACUCCAACCAGAACACUAAGCUCACAUAGCCUGCCUCACAGACAGCAAAGUCCUUGGUCAGGGGACGAGAGCGCCAGAUUGUCCAGUAAAUUUCAUCCACCUUUACCUGCAGGAAGACCCACAGACAUCCAGCAUGAAAUCCCAACUAGCAUUCCGUCAACAAUCAACCAGCCCAGGUUUGACUACCAAACAAGUACAAACUCCCACAUUUGUGUUAAAAGUAGCUAUAAUGCUACAGAUGAUAAACAGCACAGAGCUUACGAAAACUCUGACUUUUCUAGCAACAGUCACCACAAACCUUUACGCUGCGGUAGCAGAACCAGUGAUGCAGUAAGUCCUUCCAUUGGAAGGAGAAGUGUCUCCCCGUCCUUAAAUCCUGAAGUGGCUUACAAGUUAGCGGUGGAGGCUACUAGACUGUCCACUAUUUUAGCAGACAGACGUACUCCCUCUCCAACUCCUUCUCAAGCUGAGUCACUGAGGUCAGAGAGUCCAAACACUGGAGGGUCUAUCCAAAGAGAAUCCCAACCAUAUGCCGCUCUUCAAGUUCGACACUCCCCUGAACCUCUGCAGGAAGUUGACAAGAACCAUCAGUUAAAAACAGACAAACCAACACAGACUGUGACCAGACAAGGACGUGUGUCUCCGUCCCCCUCCCACACAACCCUCCCUUCAUCAGCAUCUCCAGCUUUGCCAGCCAGGCUCCAACGAGCUGGAGCUUCUCAGUCACCUGUCCUAGACCCACGGCAGCAUUCACCAAGCAAAGUCAUGUCCAUCCUGCAUCGCUACCAGCCUCCACAGUACACUGGAGAUCGCAAAUCAGCUGGUGAGGAAUGGGGCCCAUAUGAUAACCUUUCGGAUAGAUCAUCUUGGGACAAUCUUGAACUCCCCAACAGACUUCUCUCAAGCCAAAACACGGAUGCUUGGCCUAUGAGCUGGACCUCCAGGCAACAGGACUGCAGGGAGGUUGGACCUGUCUUCUACAAUCCAAGCAAAGAGGAGAAACAUAGGAAGGACAGGGAAGACGAAGGAGUUAUGAUGUCAAUGCAGGGGAACCAGAGGUCAGAGCUGAGGGAGGAGGUUCAGGACCAUAGCAGGGCUGCUGUCACCUCCUCUCAGAGCUCCAGUGGAGUGACGGGCAGCAUUGGAGACAGUUCUCAGCUUUUUCCCGAAACGUUGAGCCAGUCCAGCCACGAUACAGCAGACACUGGCUCCGGAAUACAGACGGACAGCGGCUCGGCGCCGACUCUGUCCUCGCGGUCACAGAAAAUCGCCAGAGCAAAGUGGGAGUUCCUGUUCGGCAGAAAGACAGAGGAGGAUCACUGCAGUAAAGAUACCUCACCCACCAGCGGCUCACCCAGCCCCACCCCUCCCUGUUCCUCCUCCUCCUCCUCCUCCUCACACUGGAAGCCAGCCAAUCAGAGGAGGGGGCGGGAAGGCGAAGAACGGAAGCUGUCGCAUCAUAAAGUGCAACAGAUUGAGGUGGAGCUGGUUAGUCCAAACCUCCGAGGUGUCAACCCCAAGACUGGCGUCAUCCGCCGCACCAUUAAAUACUCUGAGACGGAUCUGGACGCGGUUCCGCUGCGCUGCUACAGGGAGACCGACCUGGACGAGGUGAUGCGGGCGGAGGCAGAGGAGGUGGAGGUGGAGGUGGACUCAGCCUUUGGCAGCCACCGCAGCGUUCUGGGAAACUGCAGCUUCAAUCCGACUGAGGUCUCCCCAAAACCUCGUACAGGUGGAGGGAGGGAGGGAGAUGAGGACGAGGACGAGGACGAGGAGGAGGAAGAGGAUGAGGAGGAAGGAGUGGUCAGCUGGGCCAGUGUCAGGAUGCUGGGAGACAAACAGAGACAACGAGCCGCCAAAGAAGAAGACGAGGUUUUCAGUCUGCUGCUGAAGGGGUCGUCAGAGGUGUCCUGCGACGUCAACAGUGGCCUCAAGUCUCCGAUCUCUAUUGGCAGCCCUCGCCUGCCCUCGGAUAGCAACAUGGAUUCCUUCAGCCGCCAUUUUGAAAACAUCAUGGAGUCUCACCGCGCCAAAGGAACCUCGUACAGCAGCCUGGACAGUGUUGACCUAUUGACCUCUGGAUCCACAUCUGUGUUCACCUUUGACUUACCGACCCUCACCCCGGAGAUCCAGAGUCAAAUUUGUGAUGGUGCCAAACAGAUUAUCGAGCUGAGCUUCGCCCCGCUGGCCCGUCCAGAUCCAGCCGCUUCCUCUGAGACAUCGCGUUCCGAAAUCGCCCUCAGCGCCUUAGUGGGCGGGCUCCGGGGCGGGGCCAAAGAAAUGUCCAGCCCUCCGGUGCGGACCAGGUCAGAGAAGGACUCGUGGCGUCGCUCCAACAAAGACGGUUUCAGAAAGACCAACUCUGCACCUUCGCUCCACAGCAGCCCCAGAGAGCGACAGGUGAACUGCCCUCCUGAGCUUCUGUACCCUCAGGCUGACGUAGCGGAGCGACUAGCGCGCGGCGGCAGCGACGACGCCCUGACUAACGGCACGAAGGCCGACCUGCCGGCGGCCAAACGUCUCGCCAAGCGUCUGUAUCACCUGGACGGGUUCAGGAAGUCUGACGUCGCCCGACACCUCAGCAAGAAUAAUGAGUUCAGUCAGAAGGUGGCGCAGGAGUAUCUGCGAAACUUUAACUUCAGCAGUCUGACCAUCGACCAGGCGCUCAGGUUGUUCCUCAGCCAGUUUGCUCUGAUGGGAGAAACUCAGGAGAGAGAGAGAGUGCUGAGUCAUUUCUCCAAGAGAUACAGAGAGUGUAACAGUACUGACAACACUGAAGACAGUGUCCACACGUUGACCUGUGCCGUCAUGCUGCUCAACUCUGAUCUCCAUGGAAACAACGUGGGGAAGAGAAUGUCCUGCAAUCAGUUUGUCUCCAACCUGGAAGGACUCAAUGAUGGAAGAGACUUUCCUAAAGAUCUGCUGAAGACUCUCUACAGCUCCAUCAAGAACGAGAAGCUGCAGUGGACCAUUGAUGAAGAGGAGCUGAGGAAGUCCAUGUCGGAGCUGGCUGACGUCCGAACAGACUCCGCCUCCCACACCAUGAAACGACUGGGGAGUGGAGGGAACCCGCUGGUGGGCGUCGCCCAGCAGGCCGACGGCGAGCUCUACAAGAGCGGCUUCCUGGUCCGAAAAGUCCACGCUGAUCCUGACGGGAAGAGAACGCCGCGGGGGAAAAGAGGCUGGAAGUCUUUCUAUGCCAUGUUGAAGGGUCUGGUUCUUUACCUGCAGAAGGACGAGUACCGGACAGAGCGGGAGUUGACGGAGGAGGACGUGAAGAACGCCGUGUCCAUACAUCACUCCCUCGCCAUGAGAGCGGUGGACUACAGGAAGAGACCCAACGUCUUCUACCUGAGGACUGCCGACUGGAGGGUCUUCCUCUUCCAGGCACCAAACCCUGAACAGAUGCAGUCCUGGAUCACACGCAUCAACGUGGUGGCGGCCAUGUUUUCAGCUCCGCCCUUCCCCGCAGCGAUUGGCUCCCAGAAGAGGUUCAGUCGCCCCCUGCUGCCGGGAUCCAACACCAAACUAUCGCAGGAUGAGCAGGUCAAAUGUCACGAGAACCGCUUCAGGGCGGUUUCCUCCGAGCUCGCCGACCUCCUGACCGCCUCUCCAGACCGUAAGGUCAAAGGUCGUGAGCUGGAGGAACACAACCUCCGUCAGGAGUACCUGGAAUUUGAGAAAACUCGUUACGGUACGUACGCCAUGCUGCUCAGAGCCAAACUGGCGAGCGGAGACGAGGACCUGGUGACCUUCGAGUCCCGCCUGUUCGACGACGGCGGUCUGCAGAGGGCGCACUCCAGUCCCACGCUGCCUCAGGACGCCACCGGCAAGGACAAGACCCGCGGACACAAGACGUCAAAGAGCCUGAAGGUCACGUCGUCUUCGUCGUCCUCGACGAUGAAGAGCGGCGAGGACAGCGGCGAGGACGUGAAGAAGAAGAACGGCAACGACGCGCAGCCAGAGCUGCACACGCAGAGCAAACAGGAGGGGGCGCCGUGAGACGCCGCCACAGAGCGCGCAGGCUGACACCCUCUUUAAACCUUUUCUGUUAUACCUCAGGUGGAUCCUGAUUGGCUGAGCCAGCAUGAGGUCGUAGGAGAGAAGACGCUUGAUUUCCUGUUAGCUUUCAUUUCAGGGACUUUCAGGAAGUGACAGAGUGUAAAAAAAUGAAUCAACGUUUAGUUUCCCUCCAGAACCUUUCCAGGACAUUCCAGGACCUUUCCAGGACAUUCCAGGACCUCUCCAGGAGGACUUGUUGUAGGUACUUAAAUGUCAGAGGAACAAACACUGACCUCCUGUUUCAUCACCGUCACUCAUUCUCCUAGCAACCGACGAGGAGCAGGUUACCAUGACAACCACAUAUGACAGAUGUGGGAGUGUUGCUGCGGUAACUAAGCAAGGGGGGGGGGGGGGUGAGACUCUGUGUCCCAGACUCUCAACAAACAAACCCCCUUCUGUGUGUGUGUCUUUGUGUGUGUGUGUGUGUGUGUGUGCGUGCGUGUGUUUGUGUAUGCGUGUGUAUUUGUGUGUGCGUGUGUGUGUCUGUGUCUGUGUCUGUGCGUGCAUGUGUCUUUGUGUGUCUGUGUGUAUGUGUCUGUGUGUCUCUGCGUUUGUGUGUGUCUUUGUGUGUUUGUGUGUGUGCGUGUGUCUGUGUGCGUGUGUCUUUGUGUGUUUGUGUGUGUGCGUGUGUCUUUGUGUGUCUGUGUCUGUGUGCGUGUCUGUGUGCGUGUGUCUGUGUCUGUGUGCGUGUGUCUUUGUGUGUCUGUGUGUGCGUGCGUGUGUCUUUGUGUGUGUGCGUGCAUGUGUCUUUGUGUGUAUGUGUCUGUGUGUGUAUUUGCGUGUGUGUGUGUCUGUGUGUGCGCGCGUGUGUGUCUGUGCGUGCAUGUGUCUUUGUAUGUAUAUAUGUGUCUGUGUGUGCGCGCGUGUGUGUCUGUGCGUGCAUGUGUCUUUGUAUGUAUGUAUGUGUCUGUGUGUCUCUGCGUUUGUGUGUGUCUUUGUAUGUCUGUGUCUUUGUGUGUAUUUGUGUGCGUGUGUGUGUGCGCGUGUGUCUUUGUGUGUGUGUGUGUCUGUGUUUCUUUUCUGCUGAUUUUUUACGAAGAACAAAAUUUGACCAAAUCACUGAGGACGAUAAAAACAUGAAUGAUUUUAAUGAUCAGAAAUGUAGUGACUGAUAUCAGACACUAGGCGGCAGCAACUAAAACUCGAAACAGUUACCAAAGUAAAAGCCCCAUCUUAUUUUGACAGGUCCUGAUCAAUCAUCUGUAAAAGCUUGAACAUCAGAAAUGGUUCAGGCUGUUUUUGAAUUAUCGUUGAAGUUGAAGUUUUCUGUGAACGGAAACAGGAAGUUCCGAGAGUCCAACAGGAAGCUCUUAGGGACAAACAGGAAGCUCUUAGGGACAAACAAUAUGAUGAACAAAUACGAAGUUCUGAGGAACGUCUCUGAGACGCCGCUUCAGACGGGAAAAACAAAAUGAAGGAAUUCUGAUUCAAACAAGUCGAUUCCCAUCAACCACCUGUUCUGCUGCCAUGGUGGACGUCGUCCUCAGACCUGGACCUGGACCUGGUGUCUGAUUACGACGUCCUCCAUUUUCUGAUGUUUCUUUAGAAAAAGCUGGCUCAUUAAACCUCUGAGCACGAGGACGUACGUGAUGGCGUCCUCCUGUCUCACUCGUCCAUCCCUCAGUGUCUCGCAGGAGGACGCUUGUCCGGACUCUGGUGCCUCGCGCUGUAAAUAAACGUCACGUUGAGAAAAAGCCAUAUUGUUUCGCUCGCUGCGACUUCAGGCACUUUCUGUGUUUUAGGUGAAAACAGACGACGUGGAAUUUUAUUUAUUUUUCUUUGUUUUUGUUUAUUUUUCCGUUUCCUUGACGAUGACUUUUGUGUCAACAUGUUUUUUUUGUGGCUUCGCUGCGGCCGAAAUGUUUGGCUGCUCGCAGGCCGGACGUUAGCUGUACAUACUGUCUACUUCCUGUGACGUCAUGACGUAGUGAAACUGUGACUCCGCCCACACCUGAGGUUAGAAUGUGUCCAAGUAAUCAGAUUACAUGCCGGGGUAAUUUGAUUAUGUCAAUGUACUUGGGUAAUCUGAUUACAUCAACAUAUGUUCAGGUAAUCAGAUUACAUCAAAACUUGUCCAGAUUACAACGUGCUCAGGUAAUCAGAUUACAUCAACAUGUGUUCAGAAAUUCAGAUUACAUCAACAUGUGUUCAAGUAACCAGAUUACAUCAACAUGUGUUCAAGUAAUCAGAUUACAUCACCAUGUGUGCAGGUAAUCAGAUUACAUGGGCACAUAUUUGGGUGAUAACAUUUUCACUAACACAUGUUCAGGUAAGUGUUGAGGUAAUCAGAUUACACCAACUGGGUCCUUGUUUUUAGACUGCAAUAAUGUGUCCAGGUAAUCAGAUUGCUUUUACGAUGUGAUUGGUAAUCAGAUUACGUCACAACUGUUGAGGUAAUCAGAUUACACAAAUAUAUGUCCAGGUUCUUAGAUUAUAUUAACAUGUGUUGAGGUAAUCAGAUUACAUCAGACUGAGUUCAGGGACACUCCGGUGAGGUCUCUGAUGUGAUGAGUCAUGUUUUAGAGUCACAGAGAUGUUUCAUUUCUGAAGCUUAGAAACAAAAAUAAAAACAUUCUCAAAUCAAAACCAAAUUAUUUUCCUUCUUUCUCCACAAACUUUAGGUUUUUCACAAUAAAAUGUUUUUUUAAAGCAAAGUUAAUGACAAACAGAUGUACCUGUCAAUCAAUAAUAAUAAUACAUUUAAUUUAAAAGCGCCUUUCAGGUCAAUGAAUUAAAAUCACACAAUUACAUUUUUGGUUACAUAAAGACCAAAAAAAAAAAACCACAUAAAAUCAACACAAUAAAUUUGGGGAAGUGACCGUAAAAGCAGGGGAGGUUAGAGGGAGCAGGUGAGUUUUGAGUCUCACAGUUACGGAGGUCAGGUGGUCGUGAGUUCCAGAUUAAGUCCCAUUCACCGUGGAGUUGGUCUGCUUCACAGAAGCUCCCACACAUCAACUGUGUGUCACACAAAUUACUGGCUGUAUUUUCUACCACUGGACAUUUCAAUAAACUGGUAUGUUAACCCUUCAUUUCUAA